UCGUGGUAGUUCCUCUGGUGUGCAUUGUGGUGUGGAUGAGUGUUGGAGUUACCGCAGAUCCAUAUUGCACGCCAUAUCCAACAGGUUCCACAGACCCGAACAGUAAAGCACCACCGCUGCCGCAGUUCCCACAGGACUAUCAUGUUCAUGUGGAGGCGAAUAUGAUCGAGCAGGGAUACACCUUGGAUUCAUCCGAGUACUACGAUAGCUAUUUAAACAAAGCAGCCAUUACCCUGAACUACGCAGACCAAACGGUGACGCUGGUCUACAGUUACGGAACCAACGAGCUUUUUACAAUCACAGAUCUGAAGGAUUGUGUUGUUACUCAGCUAUCCACGGAUGACAACAGAUUCCUAUUUGGGGAUACAGUUUCUAAUGGACGGGUUCACGUGUACAAUUCCGCUGGGGCGUUCAGAUUUGGAAAGACGUUUGGCGAGAAAUACUUAGGCUCGACCUAUGUGCGAGGGGUUCCCGUUGACCACUGGCAGGCUUGUCUUAACUGGCCAGAGAAGAAGAGUACGUUCACAGUGGAUUAUUUUUUCACAGCCAUGAAUUGGUCAACAGCGUCAAACGAAGAUCAAAUUCCAGUGCGAGCUGACGUACAGGGCGUCUCAGUGGGUGAUGACGGCAGCUCUAAAAACUUCCAUCACGUUUAUGAUUUCUAUCACUACCGCCCUGACCACGGUUCUACACAUGACGACACCGACAAAUACGAGACUCCUCCAGGUGUUAUCUGCCCGGGAAGAAAUAAAACACGACCUUUACCAACACUCAAGGGUCAAUUUUUCUACCGACAACAGAUUGUUGUACCUGAUGGCAACCUAGUGAUGGGAGCAGAUGUUUGGUACGACUCAGAAUAUAAAUUGGUACGGUGGGAUUACAGAAACAGCCAGCCCAAGGCGCCAUUUUGGACCACGAACCCACUCUCGGAAAUUCAUGACUUUAACACAGGCGUGGCGUAUGUCACUGAUCAACUGCUAGGAAACUGCUCCAUUGUUCCAAUUGAAGCUACAGCGUUUGACGUAACGGAGAAGAAGACCGGAAAGUCACCCAGCGCGGCUUCAGAUCCCAGAUAUGCAGUUCGUAUUAAGAAUCCACAGGAGAUGUUCUUUCUGGAUGACAGCUACGACUAUGUAGGCCAGAGGACUAUUGAGGACAAACUUUGUGAUUUGUAUGUAUCAAACAGAACUGAUUUCGUCGUGCCGGGAACCACUGGCCCGUACAGAACGAUAUUUGAGUUCUACUUUCUCUCGACGGACUGGACUGAGGAAACCAACGACGGAAUCUCCGCAGCUUCUGCAUAUCCCGUCCGGUUAAUCUUGAGUGCGGAAGAUAUCGGUUUUCAGUCAAUUUAUAAUUUUUACGAUUUCAACGAAGAACACCCGGAUUUGACAAACUUUGACAUCACACAAUGUUUCUCUGAAGACGAAAUGACCGAUUUCCAGGUGCACUUCAGUGGGCGGUUUAUUCCACUAGUCGAUCAAAACAGGAAAUAUUUUGAACUCGAAGCUCGUUUGGGACUGGCCAAGUACGCCGGUAUAUCCCCAAUUCGACUGCAGAGGUCAUCGUUUCACUAUAACACAUGGAGUUUCUAUUUGGAAAUGACCCUCUUGGAUCGACCCCCAAUGACAGCCCAGUUCCAUAAAUACAACGGUAAGGUGCUUGCUAACAACAACGACAAAAGCGUUCCUGAUGAAGGAGAUCCCAACAUGUGUGCUAAUCUAUGUAUCACCGAAACAUCAUUUGUGUGCAACAGCUUCGAUAUUUGCCCACGAAAGAACAUGUGUUUUUUGAGUAAAUCAACGGUGGAUGACGGAGUACUGUUAGACAACUCUCAAUGCAGUCACUAUUCGCGGAAUAUUGUCAAUCAGACUAUCAUUGGAGCGCAAGCAUCAACGGCCUACAGCAUUUUAAAGACACUUAUUUACAAGAACAUGGUUACUGUCCAGAUUCCAUUGCCAGCAGGAAAGAUGAAAAACUACAGAGCAAUUAGCAUACGGAAUAACAUUGUUCGAGACAUCACGGAGGCACCAACAUUGUCGUCAGGUGCCAAGUUAAGCCAGUUUACGUCCGUGCGCAAUAAGGCCUUGCGCGGAAAUAAUGAAGACCUCUUACCAGGAGUGACUGUUGAUGACUGUGCAGCCGCAUGUGUUGACGAGGACGUCUUUUUCUGUCAGUCGUUUGAAUACUGCUUCAACACAGGAGACUGUCACCUUAGCAAACGCCAUCCUGGAGAAGUUCCUUCGAUGAUUAUCGAUUCCAACAACUGUGAUCUCUACAGCAGGAAUUACUCCUCGAAGUACACAAAAACCCCUGGAACAGUCAUCUUGGAAAGAGGGCAGGUUAUUUAUCAGAAGAUUGUGGGCGCAGAAAUGUGUGCUAAACUGUGCUCCGAUCUCCACAAGUUUACCUGCAAGUCAUUCCAAUACUGUGACGAUAUCUCCACAUGUGCACUGAGCCCAACACAUUUUAUGGAUAUCCCACGGAGUGAUAUUAAAGCUGAACCUCUGUGCGAUCAUUACACCAGAAAUUAUAUCGACGAUUUCAAGUUUAUCAAAGGUCGGCAACUUGCACUUACCAAUAACCAGAUAAUAGAGGGAGUAACCGUGGGCGAGUGCGCCAAAAUUUGCGCUGAGCAAGGAACCGGCUGUUUGGGGUUUGACUACUGUGGGAAUGACACAUACUGCCGUCUGACGUCAGACAGUGUCAAGAACGUAGGACAGGUCACAUUGGAGAGCAACGCCUUUUGCAAUCACUAUUCCAGACAAUAUUAUUCUGAUGGAUCAUCGGUCACUUCGUUUUCAGUCAAGAACCAGAAAGAUUCAAGUCUUAUCUAUGGGAACGGUUCUGCUGCUGCUCUAGGUGUGAUUAUGUUUCUCAUGGGAAUACUGCUGACAGUGGCUGGAUAUAUUGGCUUUAUGAAGUUUUACAGAGGUCAAAGCCUGGAUUUGAUGAAACAGAAUUUUGUUACAAUGGACACUUUAGAGCAAAGUUAAUUCGUUUAUUUAGUGAAGCCUUUCCAUAGAUGCAAAUUAUUAACUGGGGUUUUAUCCAAAAAUAAGCAUUCCAUCAAACUAUGUGCGGAUUCUGAGUAAUGAAAACAAUGCCUGUUCAAAGUCUUCAAAGAGAAGAUAUUUCACCUAAAGAGAAAAAUUUGGCUAUAUUAAGUGAAGUGGUGAUUAGAUCUUUGGACCAAUGAAAUUCCCAUAACCCUCUGAAACAUUUCUGUCUUUUCUUUUCUGAAGUAACCAUAUACCCUAUGUCAAACGAAGAAAGGCAGACAGGUAGAACCAUGUAUAUCAUUGCGCCGGGUAGGAUAAUUUUUACUUUGUUCCUUUUUAGAAAUCAAAAAAUGAAAAGCUGACUAUUGAACUUUUAAUAGAUAAGAGUGAGUUAAACUGAAGCUUCAUAAGUAUGAGUGGAAAACAUGGCAGCAACCUUCAACGCCCCAAAUGAUGGAUUAUCCACUCGCGCAUGAGUUUUUUGAAAGUUGAAGAUUAAACUGUAUAUGAGUAUACAAGGUAAGGCAUUGAGUUUACUUCUUCAAGAGCAAAAGGCUUAGUGAGAAUAGCGAGAAAGAAGACUAUGUUCAUAUUUCUGUAAAAUUCGGGUAUAUUACCUUGUUCAAAGUGUAGCCUGACGAAGUCCAAUGUUUGCUUACUCGACGAUCCUUUUUACAUGUACAUCAUGUAAUUCCGAAAGUACUUUGUAUGCUCUUUGUGCGAAAAUCUGAAAAAGGAAUCGAAUGUGAUUUGUAUAUUUUCAGAA
Messenger RNA from Liolophura sinensis, 3768 nucleotides. RefSeq lists its product as uncharacterized. Lineage: Eukaryota; Metazoa; Mollusca; Polyplacophora; Chitonida; Chitonidae. The coding region runs from base 36 to 2996 and encodes 986 amino acids. The transcript has 20 exons. The record is from RefSeq and is a predicted model, not a curated record.